This is a messenger RNA of Miniopterus natalensis, 2908 nucleotides long. It is a transcript of the gene CFAP20DC, whose product is annotated as CFAP20 domain containing. Lineage: Eukaryota; Metazoa; Chordata; Mammalia; Chiroptera; Miniopteridae. The record is from RefSeq and is a predicted model, not a curated record.
CGAAGCCCCUUCCUGCCCGUGGGGCUCUGGGGCGCCCGCCCGCCGACGUCCCGCUGCAGCCCUCAACUCCGUGCCCCCCAAGCCCCGGCCCCCGUGCGGGAAUGUUCAAAAAUGAGUAUCAGGGAGGUGCAUUUGUUGAAAUCUUUAGUGCUCAGGGGAAAAAUCCUGGGGCAAAAUGGAAGAUCCUUGGCAGUCCCUCUGUGAUUUGGAAAGAGUUUGAUAAAGAAGUUAAAAGUUUUGUGUUUGUCCUGGAAGGCAGCAGCCAGACAAACAAAAUUCAGUUACCCAAGGAGAAUAAGCAGAUCCUUGGACUGAUCCAGAGGUUUCUUGUACUUCAGAUUUACAUACCCCUGGGACAAGACUUCUCCACUGAAUUGCUAAUUACUGAUUUAGGGAAUAUCAAAAGAAGACUGUACUUAUCAACUGUUCAUAAAGAACUGUCCUCAACCCCUCUUCAUGCAAAAAUUCCACUCUUCAUGAUCAAGCGCAAAAUUUGGUGCAACCUAUGCAUUGACUUGGUGGCAUUUACCAGUGAAAUAUUCAAGGGAGCAGUUUUCCAGUCAUUAGAUGGAAUAAUCGUCUCAGCUCACUGUAAGCUGCGGAAGAUCUUCACUUUAAAAUCCAAGCCUCAAGACACUGCUGAUAAAGAUGCUGGAUAUGGUGUUCCCUUUCCAGCAGAUGAGCCUACAGACGUUAUUCCACGGAGCUGCCAACUAACGACAGAUGUUCCACAAGUCACACAGCUGCUGAACAUGACGAAGCUCCGCCAAACUGUAAUAAAACUUGGGGGUCAUCCCCUACGUUCAGCAGAAUCAGAUCAGUUCCUUAACAGAGGAACAGGCAGUGUGCGGAACAGUAAAAAUCAAGAUGUUUGUCAUAUCGCCUUUGGAUCCAAGGUUCUUGGGCCACCUCCGCUCUCUGGUAGAAGAAAUAACAUGAGGACAUCGAGUGAGACAGUAAGAUCCGUUGGGUCCAAAAAUAACCGAUCGUGCCAGCUGUCCAGAGUAGAGAGGGGCGUUAACAAUGCAGAAGUGUCAGCUGUGCUGGUAUCUGAGUCUGAGGAGCAAGGAGAUAAAGAAAAUAUUCGCCAAAUAAAGCUGACUGUACCUCUUCGUGCUGAUCUGCAUAUUAUGCACCCACAUCCCCCUCAAGAACCAUCAGCGGAUAAGAAUAAUAACAGGAGAAGAUUGCGGUUAAAAAGCACCAGCAGAGAACGGACAGAGACCCCCAGCGGUAGCUCUUCAGGAAAUGACAGGAGUGAAGAUCCGGCAGCCACUCUCACCGCUGCGUCCCAACGAAGAGCAGCCGCACCGCAGCUCCGCGCCCCGGCACCCGGGUCCUGUGAUGAAGCAGAUGAAUGGGUAUUUCCCGAAAGCGAUGGUCACAUUCCCCUGGAUGAUGACUCGGGCCACGCUUCCCACCUGUGGCUGGAGGCCCUCGAGGGCAGUGGGCAUGACCAGCAGGCACAGGAGGCCCAGAUUGCUCCAAAGGACAUCUUCACAUUUUCGUCAAGACCACGAUCAGCACCUCACGGAAAGACUCAGAAUAUGUCCCCAGAGGGGUGCCCAUUUACUUGGGAUCUAAAAGAGGAUUCCAGCGUGACCCACCUGGAAGAAGACUUUUAUGGCGGAGACAGCAGCGAAGAGGGUAGCCACAGUGACCAGGCUUCUCCGGGCCCAACAGCUAGUCCUUCAGGGCUAACUCAGCUACCGUCAGGGAGCACCGCGGGGAAGGAAUACCUGCAAGGCGCCCACGCGGGGGCCGCGGCCCCGCACAGCCAGAGCUCCUCGGCGCCGCGGAGAGGGGACAACAGCUGCCCAUCGAGCCUGGUGCCUGCGCCGUGCCUGUCUCCCCCUGGAAGAAGGAGCGAAUCCUCUCAGGAAGCUCCAGACCCCGUUACCAAGGCAGAGGACCCCCCAGCCCGAGUGCCAGCCUCCCUGAAGGACAUGUCAGCGACGCAGAGGCCGGGUCCCGCCGUCCCGGAAUAUGACUGGAGAAACUAUCAGUCCAGCCAGAUGAGUGAAUCCGAGUUGCAAAUGCUGGCCAGCCUGCGGCGCCAACAGAGCGAAGAUCUGGAGGACACCGGGGCUUCCCGUGGCCUGAGCGCAUCCCAGGUCGACAACUGUAAUGUCAGCAUGAGUACCAGCAGCGACGACACCACCACCUGGAACUCCUGCCUGCCACCUCCUGUCAACCAAGGUCGGCACUAUCAGAAAGAAAUGAACCCACCUUCUCCCUCUGACCCCCGGGACUGGUUAAACAUGCUGAGCCCGCCUAUCGUUCCCCCCAGCCAGCAGCCAGCGGAGCAGCAUCAGGAUUCUUCUGGAAGUUUGACUGCUCAAGGUGAAGAAGACCUGAGCGCCGAAGAAGACGAGGAGGUGCUGACCCUUCUGUACGACCCGUGUCUGAACUGCUACUUUGACCCCCAGACUGGGAAAUACUACGAGCUGGUGUGACCCCUCCUUCCAGCGCCAAGGACGCCGGGCCCGGGCAGCGCAGGACAGCAAGUCCCGACCGGUGACACCACAGUGUGUGCCGGGCAGGCUGCAGAAUCAGAAGUAACUGAGAGAAGUGAAUUUCUUUCCUAAAUGAUGUUCGACGUUAAGAACACCUACGUUCUUUUGGUAGACGUGGGUGACUUUUUGGAACUUUGAAGGAAUUAACACACAGACAAGAUUUUAGAACUUCGAAUUGGUUCUUAAAUUUUGGUUCUCACCCUACAUAUCAUUUUGUUUAUUUCGUAUAAUUUUAUGUAAAAAAAAAAUUAAGAGUUAUUCAUUCAGAAUUUUUGCAGUGUUAAUCUGUAAAUGAUGGCUUGGUAUAUAGAAAAUAUAUUCUUGUUUCAAAGAUAUUCGGGUACCUUUUAUUACCUAUUUGUAUUAAAAAUAAAGUAUGAUGGUCAGAAGAA